This is a messenger RNA of Pomacea canaliculata, 5682 nucleotides long. RefSeq lists its product as uncharacterized. NCBI's taxonomy places the organism in Eukaryota, Metazoa, Mollusca, Gastropoda, Architaenioglossa, Ampullariidae. The record is from RefSeq and is a predicted model, not a curated record. The coding region runs from base 374 to 1540 and encodes 388 amino acids. The transcript is spliced from 7 exons.
AGCUGAUUUAAUAUUAGUGCAACAUGUGCUUGGAUGAGUAAUCAACACAAGGAAUAAUUAGAAAAAGAAAGCUAAGGCAUAUUUUGUCGAUGCCCUGCCGGUUUUCUCUUAAGUGAGAAGGGUAAAGAUUAUCAUACUUGCAAUAAUCAGUCAGAUUUGUUCAUUUUGGAGAACCGAGGGCGAGACAAACUUAUGACGGAAGGAAGUAGGAAAUCAUCGUUUCGGCAAAGCUUGAGAGAUUUGAUGUCAAUAAGAAUAAAUCUGAUGACUAACUACGUGUCAUGAGCUUUUCCCAGCAUUGAAUGACUUGUUCAUCCGUUUAGAUAUUUUGAAGGGGAAAAAUCGUUCAUUGAUCACACUGCAACCAAGGAAGAUGUCACGUAAGACCAACAAGUGUCUUGGCCUUUUGUGCUUCUUUAUGGGUCUCACCUGUGUAGCCUCAAAUUAUGAGAUGUUCUUGAAUUCCCAUGCCCACUGUGGACCAGCUGACACUGAUGUUAACACUCUUCCCUACAAAGAUGUUGGAGAAAGCACAAUAAUUUCUAUAAAAGAUGAUGUUAGCCCCAACACCAACACCGAUGUUUUUCGGGAAUGCAGAAUAGUGUUUCGGUCUCAAAGGAAAGAUGGCCGUCUUUGCUUGAUGCAAAAACAUUUCAAGAUACAGCCUUGUGAAGUACGUUUGGAACUCUUUGAUGGUUGGGCAGGGGUUGAUGAUGUCGAAAAUCCCAAUGUGACAAUUGACUGUGAUCAUAGAUUGACAUCAGUUGAGUGGUGUACAACUGGACGAUAUUUCACUCUUGGUGUUGCAAAACAUGGUUUAAAACCGUCUAUGAAGACAGUCGAAGUUGAUUUUGAGGUAUACGACAUACGCAACAAAAAUAGACAAGUCUUCAUGGAUUCUAUGCCCAACUGUGGAAGCAAGUUCCAGCUUGAUUCCAGCCAGGUGACUGUCUCCAACAUCAACCCAAAUAACCACAAAACAUUGUUUCAUUGUACACUGACCUUUGACUAUGUGGGUCUUGAGGAGAACAGGACUGUGUGCCUUAUCUUUCAGUCUGGAGUCGACAGAAGUCAGUGCAGCAACUGGCCAUACAAACUGACUGUUCUCAGUCAACAGCUAGACCAGACUAAAGACAAGUUGGAAUAUUCAUGUGAAAAGACACUUCCAGAGAGAUGGUGCUCAAAUGGAACAAGCCUGAGGCUGGAGCUCUAUCGAAAUAAAAAUGGUGGUGUGCAGAAUGAAACAGAGAAACCAAAUAUCUUCUCUGUUUUUGUUAUGGAUCACAUAGGAGGUGCUGACACCCUGCCUUUGGUUCACAAAAGCAUGUCAAGCCCAGUGGAGUCCUCAUCUCAUUUAUUGCUGAUUAUUCUUGUAGCAGUCAUUUUGAGUUUGGCUUUGUUGGUUUCCGUUUUCAUCUGCAUCUACUUUCACAUUUGCCAGAAACCCAAGGGUGUUCAGCGUGUUUCGAAUCAAGAUGAUGGAUCAUCUAAGACUGCGAUGAUCACAAAUGGGACCUGCAGAAACGGGCAAAUGGUGUGAUCGUGAGGUAUACAUUCCGUCAUAUGUGUGAAAAUAGUGUACCUCAUGUUUUGUUGCCCUUCAGCCAUUUUUUUCCCCUUCAUGCCAUCUAACAAUUCAUUAUUAUUUCCAGAGGAAGGACAGCUUUAUGGUUUUGGAAUAAACACAUUGAGCAAAAAAGUGUUGAAAUAAGUGUUAAUUGAAGCAGAAAGCGAAGCCUUGGCUUGAAUAUUUCUGGUUUAGCAUCAAGAGACAGAAACAUAUACCUUGCAGUUGGUGACCACUGCAAUUUCUGAACAAGUGCAUCUCUUCUGGUUUGCAUAGUUCUGCUGUAAAGAUCAUUGUUGGACUGCCUUCAGCAUAAUGUGUAUCAACUUUCCUCAUCUUGUGUACUUGUGUGCAAUAAUGUAAUAUGUACAUAGAAAAAGCAUGACCUUUGUUUCAAGGAACCAAGUGUUGAACUCUGUGUAAUAUUCAUCAACCACAGAUUUAAGAACUCUUGUGUCAGGAAUUUAACAAGGUGCAGUAAAACAAUUAAAGCUUUGAAAGUUUGUGUGUCCUGCAAGGUUUGCGGGCACAUGGUGCAAGACACUGAAGUUUAGUAGCAGCUGUAUCCCGGUAGAUGAGCCACAAUUCUCCUGGUGUGUUUUGCUGUGAGAGGAAGAAGAGGGUUGAUUACAGAAAAAAACUAAAAAAUUCCAUAACUACUGAAAAUCUCAUGCUACUUUAGCAAAUGCAUUUACAUGUUGCCUGGUGAAUCAUCUUCAGAGUAUGCUUCCCAGUGGUGUAAACUUAUUUGAUGCUGGUAAAUCAUGCCAUAAAUUAUAAUUAACUUAUUAUCCUCCUUUUAUUUGCAUGUUAUUUUAAGUGAAUAAUGAUGGUUAUUGAGAUAAAACCAACUACCCAUUAUGGAUGUCACUUAAAGAGCUCUCCAUGAUAAUGUCCUCAGAACCAAAAUAUGCUUAUAAGAGGAAAUUAAGGAUUAAUAAUGCUAACAGAGCAUUACUUUAAAAAUAAUAAGUGCUCAAUUUGUGAAAGAGAUCUUGCUUAUCAGUAAAGUGGGCUGUAAUUUUAAGUUUCAUAAAUUAUUUUGAUCAUUUAAAAUGGGAUGUAUGAUCUAUAUUUAACGGUUUCUCGAGUGGUUUGUGUUUCAUUUCUCCAGUUUCAACAGGGAAGGAAAAAAAAACAUGGCUGCAUCCGAACUUCCUGUCAGAACAUGUACAUAUGUGUGGAUGUGUGUGUUGAUGACAUUCACGUUGUAGGCUGACAUAGCACAACCUGAAUUUCUAAAUUCUUGAGCACACAUUUAAUGCCUGCAUUGAUUGGAAAGGCUGCUGUUGCAGAUCAGAGCUUGUGAGAAAAUAGCUUUUUGAUGGGAAAGAAUGUAGUAUUGUGAGUCAGAACAAAUGUAAAUAUAAUUUUCUUGUUAUUAUGGUUCAUCAUUAUUGUCUUUUCUGUUUCUCACUUUCUCUCUUUCUGUGAGAGAAUAAAUUUGUUAAUGCACAGCCUACUUAACAGGAAUUUAUUUAAGAAUAUUCAUAUAAUGUCUCAUCCUUUCGUUAUUUUGGCACAUUUAGUACCAAACUUGCCAGACCUUAGGAACAACAUCAGUGGAGAGCCUAUCAGUAUAGAAGCUGUAACCAAUCAGCACAAAAGCCUGUUUGGACAGUCUGAACCAAGUAUUUAAUUGUCAUGUAUCAUCAGCACAUUGAAAACUGAGCAUGUGCCCAGGAAACCCUGAUGCUAUUCGUGAGGUUUCAUGAAUGGUACUAAGACUGCAGCUGGAAAGAUAACUUUAUGGUGUGGUCAUGAGAGUGUGCAGGCAUCUUUGACGUGUAUGUUACUUGGAUGUGUUAUUCAAACGUGGUUGUAAGUACAUUUCUACAUGGCUUUAUAUGCUCCAGUCAUGAUGGUAGGGUCAUUUUCAAACAGCCAGCUUAUAAUUUUAUGUCUCUUGAUAUCUUUUCCAGAAUAUUUAAGGGUUUUCUCCCAACAUUCCAAAGCUUACCCAAAACUUCAGCACCAUUGAAAGUUUCUUAAAACUGUUGGAAAUGUCUGGUAAAAGGUUAUCUCUACAACACCUGCAAAAAGGAAUGGCACUAAUAUGGUUAUAUAUUUCUUUUGUGUAAUGUAUAAAGCACCUGGCUUUGUUUGAAAUCAAUGUUGUAUAUUGCACCCUGAAUAAGAGAAAUAUAGUAGGCAACGGACAUGUUUGGUGUGCCAGCUUUAAAAUGAUCUGUAACUAAGGGUAGGGAGGGGAAAAUGAAGAUUAUUCAUCUUGGCUAGGGUAGAUGUGUGGAAGACAGCUGAAUGGCAAAAACAGCUUAUAUUUCAUGAGCUAUUUAGCUGUAUACCUGGCCCAUUGUGUUGCAUCUUUGUAAAAGUGUUUAAACAAAAGUUAAUAUUAGUGCACUAUGGCUAUACAACAGUCUUUUGCUAAUCAUGAAAACUGAGGGACAAAACCAGCUAGUUGAAAACUCAUGACAACAAAAAUUUCUGUAGGCUUGUAUUUUCCAGCUAAGACAGGUGUAUUAUAAAAACUAAAGUGAUUGGGCUAGACCUUAGUGGUGCUCUUUCAGUUGGGGAAUAAUCAGUGGAAUAUGGACUUGCAGGAAAUCUCCUUAUGCAUGCUUUCUACUCUAUAUUUGUGACUGAAAUGUGCUCUUACCUGUCAUGGCCUUUCUUCAAAGUGUGAUGUGGUUUAUGAUGGCUGCAAUGACAGUGCCUUUUGGAAUAGGCACCUAUACUUGUGACAUACAGCAAGCUCAAGUGAGUUUCAGAUUGAAGGUGUUUUGUCUAUUUAGAGAGAAUGAGAGCUCAGACUUGUACAGCAAUAUGAGGGACGCAAUUUGUCUUUGUACCUAAGAGAUGUACCUUCUCACCUGUUUGCUCAUAUGUCAUGCUAGCUUGCAUAGAACUCUAAGGAUGUUCAUGUUAGUUUACAGCAAGACAUUUAACUUCUACUGUAAGGUUAUAAUAAAGAAAAAUAUUUCCUUUGCCCAAGGCCCUCAUUUCAUAAGUUUAUUGAAUCAAAGAACCGUUAGAUGCAAGAAAUGAUAAGAAUUUCCACAUGAAUUUGGUUUAUACAUAUUUGACUGUUUUGUGUAUCAUAGUAAAGUACCAGAAAGUUUCUUUUAAUUGCGUCACAUACACAUUUCUUGUCCCAUUGUGCUACCUCCAGUGUUAUUGAAAGGGAAAAGCUUAAGCAAGUUUUAUAUGUAAGUAGUAUGGUAUAUGGCUUAACAUAUGUUGUCAUUAAGUGUGAAACCUAAAACCUAAAAUAAGGAGUACAUUUUUUUGUAAACACGAGUUUUGACAAAUAUUAGCAUUACUAAAUUACUUAAGUGGCACACAGAGGGAUUAAAAAUUCAUAAUAGUGAUGAACCACCUCAUCAAAAGUUGUGGAGCCAUGUGUUGUGGUUUUUUUUUUUUUUUUUGUCUGUGAGCUUAACAGAUGGUAAUUGAGACAACAGAUAAGCAUCUACAAGACAGUUUUAUUUUUAUUUGUUUUCAAGUCAUCCUAUUAAAAUGCGUGCACACAGUAUGAAGCAGCCAACAUUCCAUCAGGUACAGGGGAAAUGCCAUUUGGUCAGUUUGUGUGAAUACUGGAGGAAGUAUGUGUUAUUAUUGAACAAAGGUAUUUGUAUAUUACUUGGAUAUUAGAAAACUUUUUAUGUAUAAUUUUUAUCUUUUAUGUCGAAAACUCAAGAUCUGAUAAUUUACAUUUGUAAUUUUUGUUUACUUGUGCAAGUCACAUUUGACCCUAUCUUUUUUAAGCAUCACAUCUGAUAUGUUGCCAAGCCCCUGAAAAUGUUUCCAAUCUGAAUAUUUAUAUAGAUUAAAAAAUUUAUUUUGUGUUGGUUAAACACUUAGCACAUAAACUGUUUGUGCCAUGUGUAUUUGUUAACAAUUGAUAGACACACAAAAUUGAGUUUACACUAACAGUAUUAUUACCAUGGUUUACCAUAAAGAACUUGUAAUCAGAUAUUGUUAGCUGUUGUUAUAUGUUCAGUGUGAGAUAAGGACAGUUUUGGUCAUUUGGUCUUGCUGUGUAAGUGUUCAUGGCUGCUUUAAUGAGUUUUUUUAACAUGUGCUUUUGACGAUUUUCAUGCAUCAAUGAUCAAUUUGAGUUCACAUCCGCUUAUUAAAGACUACUAAAAAGC